UUAAAACUCUUUAUAUUGGCAAUUUUUGAAACGCUAAUCAGAGCCGUUAAAAAAAAGUGGGCGGUCACUAUCAUGAAGGGCGUGAACUAUCUCAAGCGCUAUCUACUAUCUUUGGCAGUGCACCGGCUGCAGUUAUUAAUUCCUCCCGCCACACGGGGGCGAUAAGUCCUCGCUGUUUGCCGCUAUAUAAACUUGUACAAAGCAACCGGCCGCAAAAUCUUUCUGUCUGGCGUGUUGUUAGUGUGUCAGUCUACUUUGGGAAGAUGUUUAACUUUGUAAAGAACAUAUAUGACUAACAUAUUCACGUGUUUAUCGCUACGUUGCUUCUAAACGGCUUUUCCAGCUUUGACAGUUAACGUUAGCUAGCUAGCUAAGUGCGUAGCUACCUUCUAUGGUAGCUACCAGCAUCUAGCCGGCUGUUGUUUAACCGUUACACUUCAAAUAUCUGCUGUGAAAGAGUCGCCACCUCGCCGAGAGCUUUGUUGAAGCUCCAGGUACUCCGACUCUGAGGACCAGAUCUCGGGGAUCAUGUCCAGGCGCAGCCUCCGGCUGGAUGACGGCGUGCUGGACCGAAGUCUUCCUCUCGGCAGCGCCUCCUUCAGCGCUGGAGGAGUCGGUUGGAGGAGCACCAGGUCCCUGAAGUCUCGUGGUGGUUCCCAUCAUGCUCCCAGCUCCAGGUCUCUCCUGCUCCCUCCUAGCUGUGUCCUGAACACCAGCGUGAUGUCCGACGCCUCGCUGCUCUCCUCGCUGCUGGACGAGUCCUCCGUCAGGGAGAGCACCCUCGUCGACACCUUCUGGGGUUUGGACCAGGACAUCGAUCCCAAAGAAAGCACCAUGGUAGCCGAUCAGAGCACCGUCCUGGCAGACUGCACUCUGAUUGGUUCGGACGGGCGCUGUCCCAAACACGUCGCCCAGACGAUCAGCAGGGUCUACUGCAAAGACUGCGAGCUCUCGGACAGGAAGCACGUCUCCUCCUCUAAAUACUCGGAGCCGGAAACUCCCACCGUCUACUGCCGAGAACGCAAGAGCAAGAGCAAGACGGCUCGGUCCGGUCUCUGCGGAGUCAUGAACGUGAGGGAGGCCCUCGCCGGUCAGAAGGAGCUUCAUCCCAACGGAUCUCUGUGUGACGACUGUCGGGAGAAACGGAGCUCUGAGCCGGAUACCGUCUCGUCUUCCUCUUCAGCAUCCUUACCGUCCUCAGGGACUUCCUGUUUGUUGUGGCUGAUGUGGAGCGCUGCGGUGUUUACAGCUUCGUGUGUCUCGCUGCUGCUUCACGUUGCAGCUUCAGCAGUUUGGCGUCUGACCCAGAAAGUGUUUUCAGCCUCGGGGAGCUCAGGACGCUCUGCAGGUAAGAAGGCAGGUGAUGUGUUCAGGCGGCUCAACAGACGAUGGCAUCACAUGACAACCGGCUUGACUCGGUUUCCUCUCAGACUCCUCCUGGUCCUCCUCCCUCUGCUGCUGCUCUUCAGCGUGUGUUUGUUCGGUCCGGCCUCUCUGCAGUCUUUGCUUCCAGCCGUAAACCUCACAGAGUGGAGGACGGUUGUCUCCGACGUCUCCGGUCCGUCCUCCGUCUACAGCUCGGUGUCCUCGCAGAGCCACGCGGCGCCGGGCGCCACAGAGGAGUCGGGGGAGGUGGAGCAGCUCUACAGUCCUCCUCCAGCGGCAGCAGAAGAGGAAACGUCGGAGGCGGUGGCGGAUGAGUCCGCGCGGCUCGGCCGUCUGGAGCGCAGUCUGAGGGCGCUGUGGGAGCGCGUGGAGGCCGGAGGGCAGCGGGCGGAGCAGAGGCACGCGGAGCUGCUCCACCUGUACACCGACCUCCUCCUGCAGCAACAGCUGGUCUCUGACCAGAGCCACGGAGACACCGUGCAGCCCUGGCUCAACGGACUACUGCAGCAACAGCUGGAGCAACAGCUGGAGCAUCUCCAGAGACGAUUGGACGAGGAGAGACGGCAGACAGAACAGUCCCGGCAGCAGGAUGUGUUGCAGCAGCAGAGUCAAACGGCUCGUCUGGAUCAGCUGGAGCUGCAGCUGCAGAAACUGGCCGCCAGGACCGAGGACAUGCAGCAGAGACGAGAAGCUGCUACGACAGUCUCACCUUUACCAACAACACUUCCAGCUGCGAUCAGGGGUGGAGUGGAGCGUCAGUCCCAUGAUGCCUUGCUGGCGGAGGUUGCACGGUUGAAGGCGGCGCUGGAGAGGGUCAGACGGAACGUUGGCGGUCUGUCUGGGUGUCGAGACGGCUGCAGAGGACUCGACACAAUCCACCAGACGAUUUCAGAGCAGGUCUCUGCCCGAGUGCGUGAGGAAGUUCGCGUUCUGGUCUACGGCAACCAGCUGUCACCGGCUGGCGGGACGUCCCGAGACGACGGGGGCCUCCAGGAGUCUCUGCUGCAGUGGUUGUCGCGGCGCUACGUGAGCGAGGCCGACCUGCAGGUGGCGCUGUCCUCUCUGGAGCGCAGCGUCCUGCAGAACAUCAGCCUGCAGCUGGAGGAGCUGAAGAAGCACCGCGGAGAAGGAACGGGUGGACAGCCCGUCCAGCAUGCUGCUGCUGGGGAUGCUGUGACCCGGGAGGAGGUCCAGGUGAUGGUGAAGAACGCUCUGCGUCUCUUUUCUCAGGACCGCACCGGCAUGGCGGACUACGCUCUGGAGUCUGGAGGGGGCAGCGUCCUGAGCACUCGCUGCUCGGAGACGUUUGAGACGAAGGCCGCUCUGCUCAGUCUGUUCGGACUUCCUCUCUGGUAUUUCUCUCAGUCUCCUCGUGCUGUGAUCCAGCCGGACGUCCAUCCGGGGAACUGCUGGGCCUUCAGAGGCUCCACGGGCUUCCUGGUGAUCCGCCUCUCCAUGAAGAUCCUCCCCACAGCCUUCUCCCUGGAACACAUCCCCAAAAUCUUGGCUCCCAGCGGGGCUCUGCACAGCGCGCCCCGGGACUUCAACGUCUAUGGUCUGGAUGAUGAGAGUCAGGAGAAAGGGAAGCUGCUGGGCUCCUUCACGUACGAAGAGGACGGAGAAGCUCUGCAGACAUACGCAGUCACCGAGGAGAACGACCGAGCCUUCCAGAUCAUCGAGGUUCAGGUGUUGUCCAACUGGGGCCACCAGGAGUACACCUGCAUGUACCGCUUCAGAGUACACGGGACGCCCCGAGACACCUGAAGACAUUGAGUGUUUUCCAACACAAACCGCGUGGAGAUGGCAGUGAAACUAGGGCUGCACCAUGUGAGGAAAACAUGCGGUAACUUCUGCUAAAAUACAACAAACUCCUUGUUGAAUUGAACACAUUGAACCACUUGAAAAAAAACGAUGACCGUUACAUCUUUAAGUGCAGUUUUAAAUUUUCUUUCAACUGACACAAAAGAAUCUCAGUGUCUCUCGUGAUGUGUCAUGGGUGGGGUCUCAGACAGGUG
This is a messenger RNA of Perca flavescens (yellow perch), 3401 nucleotides long. Its product is annotated as SUN domain-containing protein 1. NCBI's taxonomy places the organism in Eukaryota, Metazoa, Chordata, Actinopteri, Perciformes, Percidae. Gene Ontology annotation, molecular function: protein-membrane adaptor activity. Gene Ontology annotation, cellular component: nuclear envelope; meiotic nuclear membrane microtubule tethering complex. The coding region runs from base 529 to 3150 and encodes 873 amino acids. The transcript has 21 exons. The record is from RefSeq and is a predicted model, not a curated record.